UCCUGCGUGUUUUGGUUCUAAAGGGGGAAGUUGCGAGAAAAAGAAAGGAGGAGACCUGAUCGGCUCUGAUGAAAUAAUUUGUGCAACAAGAAAACUUUAGCAGCCCCGUUGUUGUCAAGACCCCCGCGUCGGAAAUCCCUGCCCGCAUUGUCGACUUGUCGUCAGUGUUGCUCGCAGCCCCUGUUUGACCCGGUUGUGGAACAGUCUGACAGUCUGGGGCGAACAUGGCCAGUCGAGGUGGAGCUACGCGACCAAACGGGCCCAACGCCGCCAACAAGAUCUGCCAGUUCAAGCUGGUGCUGCUGGGGGAGUCGGCCGUGGGGAAGUCCAGCCUGGUGCUGCGCUUCGUCAAGGGCCAGUUCCACGAGUUCCAGGAGAGCACAAUAGGAGCUGCCUUCCUGACUCAGACGGUGUGUCUGGACGACACGACGGUGAAGUUUGAGAUCUGGGACACGGCCGGGCAGGAGCGCUACCACAGCCUGGCCCCCAUGUACUACAGGGGAGCGCAGGCCGCCAUCGUGGUCUAUGACAUCACCAACGAGGAGUCGUUUGCGCGGGCGAAGAACUGGGUAAAGGAGCUGCAGAGACAGGCCAGCCCCAGCAUCGUCAUCGCCCUCUCCGGCAACAAGGCCGACCUGGCAAACAAGCGCGCCGUGGACUUUCAGGCCGCACAGUCAUACGCAGAUGACAACAGUUUGCUGUUCAUGGAAACCUCGGCCAAGACCUCCAUGAACGUCAAUGAGAUAUUCAUGGCAAUCGCGAAACGGUUGCCCAAGAACGAGGCAGCGGGGCAGGGUUCGAAUAGCCGGGAGGCCGUGGUUCUGACCGAGACCGCUCAGCCCACCAAGGCCCCCUGCUGCAGCACCUGAAGCCCUGCCCCUUUCUACGGCCCUGUCCCUUCCUCUUCCUCCUCACUGCCCCACCCCCUCACUGCCCCACCCAGCCUCUCCAUAACCCCGCCCCCUCACUGCCCCAGCCUCUCCAUAACCCCGCCCCCUCACUGCCCCGCCCAGCCUCUCCAUAACCCCGCCCCCUCACUGCCCCGCCCAGCCUCUCCAUAACCCCGCCCCCUCACUGCCCCACCCCCUCACUGCCCCGCCCCCUCACUGCCCCGCCCCCUCACUGCCCCGCCCCCUCACUGCCCCGCCCAGCCUCUCCAUAACCCCGCCCCCUCACUGCCCCGCCUCUUCCUCCUCCUUGCUCUGCCCCUCACAUUUCCUCCUAACUGAAUGACCUCCGGACCAUGUGGGGGCGCCCUUCUUCACGGAUAGCUAAAGACUGUACAGCUGUGUUUCUAAUACAACAUGUCUUCUUUUGGGUUUUUGUUUUUUUUUCCUGUUCCUUUGUUUAAAUUUCUUUAAAAAAAAUUUUUUUAAUUAGCCUUUUUUUUUUUUUUUUAAUGUACUUCAGAGAUGCAUGUAUCACUACAAGGUCAAAAAAAAAAAAAAGUUAAGUUUUAACUUGGUUAAGCAGAAGAAGAAGAAAGUGUGAGAGGGGACUUUGUCUCUCCCCCCGGAGAGAAAAUGGCAUCCAGGUGACCCGAAAGAAAAUGGACUGGGCGACUGGGCCCUGUGCGCGGGGCGGGGCAUGCGGGGCGGGGCAAGUGGGGGGGGGCGGGGUUCCAGCGCUUCCCCUCCUCACGUCCUGGGACACGAAACGCGGUGUGAAACAGCGGCAUGGUAACCUUGGUGACCUUCGGCGGAUCUCUCCCGUGAUUGGCCAGCUGUUCCAGCGGCAGGAGAGUAACUCUGGAUGGCUGUUAAUCAGCUAAAAAAGAAAAGACAAAGCCUUGUGAUUGACAGGGUUUUUUUUCUGUAAAAUGCCCGUGUUCCCCGUAUGCGCAGACCCCCUCCCCCUCUCCCCGUAUGCGCAGACCCCCUCCCCCUAUGCGCAGACCCCCUCCCCCUCUCCCCAUAUGCGCAGACCCCCUCCCCAUAUGCGCAGACCCCCUCCCCAUAUGCGCAGACCCCCUCCCCCCCCCUAUGCGCAGACCCCCUCCCCCUCUCCCCAUAUGCGCAGACCCCCUUCCCAUAUGCGCAGACCCCCUCCCCAUAUGCGCAGACCCCCUCCCCCUAUGCGCAGACCCCCUCCCCGUAUUCGCAGACCCCCUCCCCGUAUGCGCAGACCCCCUCCCCCCUAUGCGCAGAUCUGGGCACACACACCUCGGGUGACCGUUCCAGCCAGUGAACAAGAGCAGGUUGUCAUUUGCGUGUUUUUUUGGAGGGGAGAGGAAGGGGGGUGCAUAUGCGUGUUUUGGGGGAAGAGGAUGGGGGGGGGCGUAUGCGUUCAUUUCACAUUUAUCCAUCAUUGCAGCCUGCCAGGGCACCAGAACCCCACACACUCACUCACUCACUCACUCACACACACUCACUCUCACUCACUCACUCACACAGUCAUACAUACACGCAUACAUACAUAGAUACGCACAUAAAUUCAUGCAAACACAGCUGUACACUCUCUCACACUCACUCACACACACACACUCACACACACACACACACACACACACUCACACACACACACACACACACACACACUCUCACACACACACUCACACACACACACUCUCACACACACACUCACACACACUCACACACACACACACACACACACUCACACUCACACACACACACUCACACACACACACACUCACACACACACACACACUCACACACACACACACACACACACACACACACACACACACACACACACACACACACACCUGUUGAUGUCUGUUAAGAGUCAGUAACUUGGACAGGUCUGAUGCCUUGCACUGACGGCGCUUAUGAAUACUCCUGUCAUAAUUACAGCCGGAGUGGUAAAUAUAUAUAUAAAUAAUAUACUGUAAAUAGGGUGUUGCAAUGUAGUCUACUUUUCAAUUUAGGGUUCACCGGACUAAUGCUUGCUUGGGGAGUGGUGGAGGGGAAAGCAUACAAUCUGUACAGUAACCAGGAGCCCCUCCACUGUGGGCUUCACACAUGAAAUGGUUCGGUUAUAAUCAGUGCUGGUCUAUAAAUGUAGUGUUAUUAACCAAUGAACUUGCGUUUCUUUAGUGAUCUGUCUUGUACUUUUUUCUCAACGACAACGGCGACGACAAAAAAGAAAAUGGGGGGGGGGGAACACAAAAAAAACAAAAACAAAAUGUCUUGGUUUAUAUUUUUGAUUUCUUCUGCUGUGUGUGAUAAGAGACAAUGAUGCCCAGUCAAUUUUCCACCUUGUAGACCUGAACUGUAUUGUUAUAUUGGAUGAUUAGUAAUUCUGCUAUAACGAGACUUAAGUAGCUGAACUGAUUACCUGGCUGGUGCGCCUACUUUUACAAUGCCAUUGUAAUGACGUAACAAUGUUAACGGCGAAGGAUUGGUCAGUUCUAAUGUUCAGGUACCGAUUUAUGAAUAAAUAAUUUAAUAAACAGGGA
This is a messenger RNA of Conger conger (European conger), 3418 nucleotides long. RefSeq names its product RAB5A, member RAS oncogene family, a (gene rab5aa). The transcript has 6 exons. Bases 225 to 869 code for a protein of 214 amino acids. Gene Ontology annotation, molecular function: GTPase activity; GTP binding. The record is from RefSeq and is a predicted model, not a curated record. NCBI's taxonomy places the organism in Eukaryota, Metazoa, Chordata, Actinopteri, Anguilliformes, Congridae.